Ostrea edulis (European flat oyster) is the source of this 1125-nucleotide messenger RNA. RefSeq lists its product as uncharacterized. Bases 1 to 1125 code for a protein of 374 amino acids. The record is from RefSeq and is a predicted model, not a curated record. The transcript has a single exon. Lineage: Eukaryota; Metazoa; Mollusca; Bivalvia; Ostreida; Ostreidae.
AUGAGAAGGAAGCUCUCCGUUUUGUUCUGUAUAUUUUCUGUGAUACAGCUAUGCAGGAGUUCUUUUAUGGACAAUCCAUACCAUAGAUACUGCCGAACAAAUAUUCAUGGAGACCAAGAUUGCUUUUUCGCAGUAGCAUAUUGGUUCAAUUUUGUAGACUUUCGUCAAUGGCUAGAUAAGCUUCCGGGUCCCCUUGGAGAUGUAUCAUUGCACGUGCACUGUAUCCCGGGAGCUUAUAUCCAUCUACCAUUUCCCUACCGAGCAAGGAACCUCAAGAAACUCAAAGUGAAGAACUGUUUGAUCAGAAAUUUCAUGUCUGAAUGGAAAUCUCCGUCAAUAUACCCAGAUAGUCUUGAAGUUCAGGAGAUGGAUAAAUGCGAACUAGAAAUUGACUUUCCGACAAUGCAAGAUGUUAUCAGUUCCACCCUCAACAAACAAACCAUUUGUGGACAGGAAACGCUUGUAAAAUUGGCUAUGAGGAAUAUCACAUAUAAACCUGUCGUUAAGGACUCCAACGCGCAGUUAGAAUCUAUGUUUGACUUGUUUGACACCUUUCAGGAGAAGAUGAAAUCCGUUAACUAUUUGUGCAACUACAACCAUCUCGAAUAUUUGGAACGUUCCGGCGAUGAUUCUCGUAGUAAAACCUAUAUGGAAGAUUUGACUGACAAAUCUCAUUAUCCAAGGCUGAAAACAAUCAAAAUGGCGUCAGAUCACAUCGUGAACUUUCCAGCACAAUUUAAAAACUGGCGGGAAUAUUUUCCUGCACUGCGUAGUCUUGAUCUGUUCAAUAACUCUUUGCAGAACUUUUCAUUUGAAAUUCCACAUAAAAAUAACGUGAAUUAUGUACCUUUAGUGGUUAAUAUGAGGAGGAAUGAAAUUCAAGCUGUUCCAUCAGAUAUAGAAAAAUACUUGUCAUGGUCACCGAUUAUCUUAGAUGUGCGGGAAAAUCCGAUAGAAUGUGACUGUAAGGCAGAAAAACUAGGCUAUUACCUUCGGAGUGUUCGCCGCCGGUUUCCUUUGUAUAAAGAGUUGACUGAGUUUGUAUGUAAAUCCCCAUCACAAGUGAAAGAUGUCAAACUCAUAUAUAUCAAUUAUGAGAAAUGUUCUCAAGAUCAGCAAAUUUAA